AUGUCGCUUCGUACUGCCCUCACUGGGCUUCUGUGUGCUGGCUUGGCCACGGCUGUUCGUUAUAAUGACAACCAAGUAGCCCUCAUCAAGGAUAGCGAUGAGGCUGCUAAGAAUUUUCCCAGCGUGAAGGGAAUUGAGCUCAAGUCUCCCGCCUUCACCAACCCCAAGGGUGUUCCCGCAGGCUUCGACAAUGGCACUAGCGGACCGACUGACGAUGCAACAAUGGAGUAUUUCCUCCAGAGUCUUGCAUUGCGCAACGACUGGAUGACAUACACCAACCCGUCAUACAAAUCCGAUGAAGGACGUUCUCUUCCCCACGUCUUCCUAUCCACAUCGAGCCAGCCCGCCAUCGCAGCCAAUUCAUCUUCAGAGAAAUUGCGAGUCUACAUCCAAGGUGGCGUACAUGGUAAUGAACCUGGCGGUGAUGAAGCUCUGCUUGCUCUGCUAGGAAAAUUCGAUGCCAACUCCACCUGGGCAGCGUCAAUCAUGGAGAAGAUGGAUAUUCUCAUCCUUCCUCGCUACAACCCUGACGGUGUCGCAAACUUCCAACGCUUCCUCGCUACGGGAUAUGAUCCCAAUAGAGACCACAUUAGAUUUGCGAGCCAGCAAACACGCGAUGUGAAAGCGAUGAUCAUUGACUUCUCUCCUCACAUUGCUGUCGACUGUCACGAGUACAGCGCCAAUAGAGGUUACGGCGCUAAAGAGCAGUGGGUACAAGCCGUGGAUGGCCAGUUUGACGCUAUGAAGAACUUAAACAUCCACAAGGAUAUCCGCGACUACUCGGAGAAGUUCUUCGCGCCCCAAAUCGCUGGUGCAAUGGAGAAGCGCAAGCUGCGAUGGAGUCCCUACGUCACUGGCAACCUCAGGGAGGAGCCUGUGGUUCUCACUCAGCUUGACACCCAGGCGCGAGCUGGUGAUGUCUCACUGGCCUUAACCCAGACCAUGGUAUUUCUCACUGAAACGAGGGGUAUUAUGCUUGGAAGCCAGCACUUCCAGCGCCGUGUCGCUUCAGGAUUGACAAUGGUGGAGGCUAUUGUCCAGACAGCUGCCGACAAGGCCGAGGACGUGUACGAAGUGAUCGAGGGAGCUCGCCAGAAAGCUAUCGAUGGAGUCGACGAGAUUGUCGUCAAUGACAGCUUCCAGCCCACCAACAGAACCUGGGACAUGAUCGAGCUCAAAACAGGCAAACUGAUCAAAGUCCCGGUCAAGUUCCUCAGCUCUGCGCCCGUCAAGGCCAACCUCACACGAACUCGUCCCGAGGCCUACAUCUUCCCCCAAGCGUGGAAAGAAGCCGCCGAGCGCCUGAGACUCAACGGUGUCAAGGUCGAGAACAUCCGAUCCGACUUCAAGGGCGAGGUUGAAGCUUACAACGUCACCGGCAUUUCGUUGGCCAGCACUGUUUACCAAGGAACUGUCCUGAACACUGUUACUACCGAGACAAAGCGCAAGGAGAUCAAGAUGCCGGCGGGAAGCUUCUGGGUGUCUACCCGGCAGCAGGCUGCGGCUUAUGCUUUUACGGUGCUUGAGCCUGAGAAUAUUGAUUCCUAUGCUACUUUCAAUAUCUUCCCUGUUAAUGUGGGUGAUGAGUACCCUGUAUACAGAGUUGUGGAAUAG
This is a messenger RNA of Fusarium sp. VM40, 1614 nucleotides long. NCBI's taxonomy places the organism in Eukaryota, Fungi, Ascomycota, Sordariomycetes, Hypocreales, Nectriaceae. The record is from the annotation of a GenBank genome assembly.